Molecule: messenger RNA, 1062 nt
Organism: Columba livia (rock pigeon)
Lineage: Eukaryota; Metazoa; Chordata; Aves; Columbiformes; Columbidae
Product: olfactory receptor 14I1-like
Exons: 1
Coding region: 129-1046 (305 amino acids)
Biological process (GO): G protein-coupled receptor signaling pathway
Cellular component (GO): membrane
Molecular function (GO): G protein-coupled receptor activity; odorant binding; olfactory receptor activity
Source: RefSeq, a predicted model, not a curated record
ACCUGAACAGGGUAAGUCAGUCUAGGGGAUUUCCAUGAGUACUGCAUCACAUUUUGCUCAGAGAACUCUGCCCAAAUUUCUCACUGCUUUUUCCUCAUUGGAUAGGUCCCCAUGACCAGAAACAGCAAAUGUCCAACAGCAGCUCCAUCACCCAGUUCCUCCUCCUGGCAUUCACAGACACACGGGAGCUGCAGCUCUUGCACUUCUGGCUCUUCCUGGGCAUCUACCUGGCUGCCCUCCUGGGCAACGCCCUCAUCAUCAUCAUCAUAGCCUGUGACCAGCACCUGCACACCCCCAUGUACUUCUUCCUCCUCAACCUCUCUGUCAUUGACCUGGGCUCCAUCUCUACCACUGUCCCUAAAGCCAUGGGCAACUCCCUCUGGCAGUCCAGGGCCAUCUCUUAUGAAGGAUGUGCUGCACAGCUCUUUCUGUUUGUGUUUUGCCUUUCAGCAGAGUUUUUUCUUCUCACAGUCAUGGCCUAUGACCGCUACAUUGCCAUCUGCAAACCCCUGCACUACGGGACCCUCCUGGGCAGCAGAGCUUGUGUCCACAUGGCAGCAGCUGCCUGGGGCACUGGGUUCCUCUAUUCUCUGAUGCACACAGCCAAUACAUUUUCACUGCCACUUUGCCAAGGUAAUACCAUUGAACAGUUCUUCUGUGAAGUUUCCCAGAUCCUUAAGCUCUCCUGCUCAGAUGCCUACCUCAGGGAAUUUAAACUUCUUGUUUUCAGUACUUUUGUCUUUUUAGGAUGUUUUGUGUUCAUUGUACUGUCCUAUGUGCAGAUCUUCAGGGCCGUGCUGAGGAUCCCCUCUGAGCAGGGACGGCACAAAGCCUUUUCCACGUGCCUCCCUCACCUGGCUGUGGUCUCCCUGUUUAUCAGCACUGGCAUGUUUGCUUGCCUGAAGUCCCCUUCCGUCUCUUUGCCAUCCCUGGAUCUAGUGGUGGCAGUUCUGUACUCAUUGGUGCCUCCAACAUUGAACCCCCUCAUCUACAGCAUGAGAAACCAAGAGCUACAGAAUGCAGUGUGGAAACUGAUGACUGUAUAACUUCCAGAAGCUCUAG